Molecule: messenger RNA, 1662 nt
Organism: Trypanosoma conorhini
Lineage: Eukaryota; Euglenozoa; Kinetoplastea; Trypanosomatida; Trypanosomatidae
Product: putative chromatin assembly factor 1 subunit B
Exons: 1
Coding region: 1-1662 (553 amino acids)
Biological process (GO): DNA-templated transcription; chromatin organization
Cellular component (GO): HIR complex; nucleus
Molecular function (GO): nucleosome binding; protein binding
Source: RefSeq, a predicted model, not a curated record
AUGACCUCUACUGCCUGCCAGCCCAUCCGUGUGCGGACGCUAGAGAUCCUGUGGCACGGCAGCGAGCGUGAAGAGGAGGCGGUGCAGUUGGGCUUGCAGAGUGUCGCCAUUGAGGGUAUUGUGUCGAUCGACUACAACAGUCAGCAGGAUCGUAUUGUGACUUGUGGUGGUGAUGGUUAUAUACGCCUGUGGCAGCUCCACCCUGCAGCCACCGACAGUUGGCUCGCCAACAGUCAAAGUGACAUGACGGCGUGUGUGAGCUUUGUCGCUGGGAUGCGGACGUCGUGGAUGCCCUUGACGGCGCGUUGGUCUCCACACGGGAGAAUGAUUGCCUCCGCCCAUUGCGACGGGAAAAUUUGUCUGUGGUGGCCAGAGAAGCGUGAGGACGGGAAGAAGGAGGAGGAGUGGAAAGACUAUCGACAUCUCUCUGGCCAUGUGAUUGACGUGUACGACCUGUGCUUUUCACCCGACUCGAGGUACCUUCUUAGUGCCGGUGGAGACGGCAGUGUUGUCAUUCACGACCUUGAGGGCUCCACGGUUCCCGUGGUGCAGCUAACGGAGGUGCACCACAAGUUCUGUCGCGGGGUGGCAUGGGACCCGUGGUGUCGAUACGUCGCGAGUUUCGGCGGGGGGCCCCCGCUGCUGUUCUUCACCCAUACUGCCAAGCCAGCGGGUGCGUCGCGACGCGUGCAUUUGACAGGGCAACGCAAGGCAGCAGGGGACUACAUUGGGGAGUUGUGCGCCACAAUGUUUCGGCGAUUCGGGUGGUCCCCGGAUGGAUCGUUGGUGGCCGUCCCGUACGGGAAAGCGCCGCACCUUCCUCACAGUCACAGUAGUCAGAGCACCAAGGGUCUCAAUGGCAACGGCGGCAGUGAACCGCCUCGGGGGGACGAUAUGAUUCACUGCGUCUACGUGUACACACGCAACGCCCUGGACAAGGUGGCGGCUCGGCUGACUAUCCGCGGUUACUCAGAGGUGCGUGGAGUGCUGUGGGCGCCGUGCUUCCUGCAGCCACUCGACGAAGACGACGACGCCGACGACAGCGGUGGCGGUGGCUGUGGCAGCAAUGGUGUGGGGAAGCACAAGAGAGGCAGGGAGGAAAGCGAAGGAGAACGGGGUGGGGAAGAGAGGCGGCGACGCGUGCUGGCGGAUCGUGGCUCUUGGGGACCGGAGGACUACCGUAUGGCAAUGGCAGUCUGGACGGCGGACGCGGUGGUUGUGUACACAACCGACAGUGCUGUGCGCCACAGUGACUACACAGACCUUCACAUGCGCAGCAUCUCCGACGUGGCGUGGAGCCCCAACGCCAGCUACUUGCUGACCGCCUCGCUUGAUGGCUACAUCUCUGUCAUAGCCACCGGCGGCUCUCUCGGUGUUGCCCACAAACUCCCGCUCUUCUCCACGAAACCUGUGACGGUGGCUCUGUGCAACAUGCUGUCAGAGAUCAGCAGCCUCGGGGAACGGCUCGAACUUGGAAGGAGGUCCGCGACGGACAGUGCGUCGGCGGCAAAGAUUUCCUCUGAUGGUAGUGCCGUGUUGCACGCGCCUGUCAGGAAAAAGAGGAAGUUGGCCCAGGAGCCGCAGCCGCAGCCGCACGAAAAAGAGCCGCCUAGUAAAACAAUACCGCUCAGUGAACUUUCAGAAUUGAUGGAGGACGCCUAA